CUCUCUACCCUCUGAGAGAGAGAGAGAGAGAGAGAGAGAGAUUAAAGCAGUAAAGAGAUGGCAAAAGAAGAAGAGUGGAGGAAAAUGGCAGACACCCACAAGAUGAGUCCGGAUGAAGUUAAAGCAGCUGGAGUUGAGGCUUCCAAAAGGCCUCCAGGCCACAAUCCUGGGGGUGUUCUUCACCAGAGACGCAAACUUCCUUACAGCACCACAACCAUGACCAUAGCUGGCUUGCUCAUUGUCGGAACCAUUGGAUAUCUCACUCUCUACGCCAACAAGAAACCUGAAGCUACCGCUAAAGAUGUUGCCAAGGUCACCACUGGCGUAGCUCAUCCUGAAGACACUAAACCCAGGAAGUAGUUUUGUCUGUAUCGCCCUUUGAAAAAUCAUCCCCUGCUUCUCUGCUUUGUUUUCUAUGCUGUUAAAAAUCAUUUAUACUGCCUUUUCUUUCUUUCAAUCCUUCUUCAAGCACGUUCACACGAAUAAUAUUCGCAUUUCAUGUCCC
Messenger RNA from Ziziphus jujuba (common jujube), 505 nucleotides. RefSeq lists its product as uncharacterized. The transcript has a single exon. The record is from RefSeq and is a predicted model, not a curated record. Lineage: Eukaryota; Viridiplantae; Streptophyta; Magnoliopsida; Rosales; Rhamnaceae. Bases 58 to 360 code for a protein of 100 amino acids.